Messenger RNA from Clupea harengus (Atlantic herring), 568 nucleotides. RefSeq names its product histone H2A-like. NCBI's taxonomy places the organism in Eukaryota, Metazoa, Chordata, Actinopteri, Clupeiformes, Clupeidae. The record is from RefSeq and is a predicted model, not a curated record. Gene Ontology annotation, cellular component: nucleosome. Gene Ontology annotation, molecular function: protein heterodimerization activity; structural constituent of chromatin; DNA binding.
UACACGUUGAUUGGCUCUCAGCAUUCUCGCCUCAACCACUGAGGCAAUGAGCAACACUGAGCUGGACGAGAAUAAAACCACACCCCUCUGUCACUCAGUUCACUUCAGUAUUUGUGAGCAACUACUGAAAAUUUAAAAUGAGCGGCAGAGGCAAAACAGGAGGAAAGGCUAGGGCGAAGGCCAAGACUCGCUCAUCUAGGGCCGGACUCCAAUUCCCCGUGGGUCGUGUUCACAGGCUGCUCCGCAAGGGCAACUAUGCCCAUCGCGUUGGGGCUGGUGCUCCUGUCUAUAUGGCUGCUGUGCUCGAAUAUCUGACCGCUGAGAUCCUCGAGUUGGCUGGCAACGCUGCCCGUGACAACAAGAAGAGUCGUAUCAUUCCCCGCCAUCUGCAACUGGCUGUGCGCAACGACGAGGAGUUGAACAAGCUUCUCGGCGGAGUGACCAUCGCUCAGGGUGGUGUGUUGCCAAACAUCCAAGCCGUGCUUCUUCCCAAGAAGACCGAGAAGUCUAAGUAAAUUUACUCCGAUAAACCCCAUUUAAAAAGGCUCUUUUAAGAGCCACCCAAACA